AUGUGCGAUAUGGCUCUCGAUCUCAACACGCCCAUACGCCGGGCUCGUUGCGAGUCCCGUUUUGGGCUGCUGGUUUGUGGGACGGCCGACGACCCUAUAGACGUGCGUUCUACAAUAGAACGGUACCAGUGCUACCUGUUAGGGUCAUUCGGUGCGUCUGAUGCCUUGGCAGGGUCGCCUUGCACAUCUGUAUUGGCGACUUGCGUUGAAUCGAAAUCCUCGAUACCCGUCGUACGUAAAGAGCCCCCUGCUUACACACCUGAUGGAAAGCCUUCUGAGAAUUCGGGUUGUGUGGACUGGGGUACUAUAUCAACGGAUGAAGAUGAGAUUGUAGAUGCAAACGACGGGCAGAUAACACCCAUAUCGGCACCACUUGGACCGUGUGAAACAACGUUCGUUACGAAGGGCUCGGAUGAACGCAGCACAACUCGGAUUGAUCAUACUUCUUCACCUAUAAGGACUACUCCUGCGAAGAGGCCGAAGGUUACCCUUCGCAUGCAAAGUGAAUUCAUGGCUGGGUCUGACGUUUGUUCCUCUCACGAAGCUGGUAUUGUCUCUACAGACCCGCAGGCCUGUUACACUACCAAUGUGUUGCCACCUGUUGGUGAAGUGCCAUCGUUGACUUCUGGUGCUGUUGCACCGAGCAAUGCAAUUAACAAUGUGCCGCGAUGGAAGACUUAUCGUCACAAGGUUCUUUUGAAGCUACGUAAGAAACGGGUACAAAACAACUAUGAUCUAGCAUUGUUUUUGUUGAUUAAAUUUGGCGGACCGGACACCAGUGCAGGUCGUUCUAUUAUUGAAGACAGCGCACUUCUCGAGUGCUCCUUACUAAGUCAAUUCCCCAAUGACGAAGACUUGCGUUCAUUUUACUUGCGUCAACGUGCGUCACUCAUGACCGCAUUAAGUCAGCGAAUGCCAGUAAAUACUCUAUCACCGGUACAGCUGCAUCGUAAGUUGGCUAAGAUGCUGCCUCCCAAUAGGUGGUUCAACCGCCAUAAACUUAUGCAGAAAGUCGCUGAUCAGGAACGGUGGAACCCCUUUUCUAUAUUCGGAUCUUCACUGCCAUACGUUGACGUUUCGGAGGUGUUCGGGACAAGCGAGUCUACGGCAAACGACAUCACAUCAUCUGUACUAACAGACAACACAAAUACACCUGUACCAUAUGCCCAAAGCGGUCAGCAGGGCGGUUAUGCGCUACGCAGCAACCGUGUGGAUGUGACUCCUGGAAUCAAUUGGUCAGGUGACCCUCUCAUGUUAGAUGAGGUUUUAUGGUACCUCGAGGCUACUGGCAAGUAUGUUGACAAGAGUCGACAGGUUUGCACACUGCAGAGGUGCUACUGCGUUACACCGGACCCUCAUAUCGCAUUCAACUGGAACGACGCACGUAACGCUGCGUGGAGGGAUUAUCGCGGCCCCCGCGCGUCCAUGGGUCAAUUACUGAGUCCUUCUGUAUAUGAAGAGAGCCUACGAGAUCACGAGAGAUUGUGCAACGAGCUUAAAGCAACGCCAUGCGUGGAAGGCUCAUCAGAUACCGUGGCGGUACCAGGAACUACAGAAGACAGUGGUAAUGGAGAUUCCACUUCAUCGAUCAGCCGGUUGCCGGAACCUGUUGCGCCACGCUCCCUGGAGUCUGGCUGCGGUGACGCGGCAGGUUGCAUUGCAUUUACGCCCCAAACACGGCGUGUAAAAGAGCAAAGACUUGUUUUCUAUCGAAAUUACUUCGAAGCUAAUCGCCAAGAAGCGCCUCAAGCUUAA
This is a messenger RNA of Babesia sp. Xinjiang, 1755 nucleotides long. RefSeq lists its product as uncharacterized. The transcript has a single exon. The record is from RefSeq and is a predicted model, not a curated record. Bases 1 to 1755 code for a protein of 584 amino acids. NCBI's taxonomy places the organism in Eukaryota, Apicomplexa, Aconoidasida, Piroplasmida, Babesiidae.